This is a messenger RNA of Tyto alba (common barn owl), 1324 nucleotides long. RefSeq lists its product as uncharacterized. The record is from RefSeq and is a predicted model, not a curated record. The coding region runs from base 127 to 969 and encodes 280 amino acids. NCBI's taxonomy places the organism in Eukaryota, Metazoa, Chordata, Aves, Strigiformes, Tytonidae. The transcript has 3 exons.
ACGGGGUUCAAAGGACGCCUGGGUCCCUCCCAUUGCCCCAGAUGCCGGAGUCCCGUGUGGGUGUGGGAGUGGCGGUGACGUAGGUGCCAUCAGUGUUGGGGCACGUAACCAAGGGACACAAGAAGGAUGUCCUCUCCACCACUGGCCCCGGCGGUGGCCUCGGCCACGGCGGCCGCGGGGCAGACGCUGCAGGCGCUGGUGAGGCUGGCGGAGGCGUUGGGGACGCCGGGGACGGUGACGGCGGCGCUGGCGGAGGCGAAGGCGGCGCUGGCCGAGGCGGAGGUGGCGGUGGCAAGGCUGGAGGCGGCGCUGAGGGCGGCGAUGGGGAAGGCGGCGGCGAUGGAGGUGCCGACGCCGGGGCUCGACGCCGAAGAUCUUUACCGCAAGCUGGGGGUGUUCGCCCGCACCAGCGGCGCCGAGCUGGAGCAGGAGCUGAGGCGGAACCGCCGGCGCCGGUGGUGGCUCUGCGUGGCCCGGAACGUCGCCCUGGCGCUGCUGCUCGUCUGCACCCCGUUGUUGUCCCUGGACGCGGUGCGGGAGGUGCUGGGGGUGACACAGGAGAGCCAGCUCGUCCCCUGCCUGGCCACCGUCACCCUCAUCUGCCAGGCGGCCCUGUGGGGCGCGGGGACAUCCAAGCGUCACUUGGCCGCUGCCGUCAGGCGCUACCGUCAACAAGAGCUGCGCUACAACCGCCUGGCCCGGGCCAGCGCCGCUGCCACCGCUGCCACCGCCGAGGCCACCGAGGCCAUUGCUGCGGCCAACGUCACCCUGGGGAUGCUGGAGGAGGUGGCCGGUCAGCUGAGGACCCUGGUGGACGCCGUCACCGAGGAUCUGGAGAUGGCCCGUGGCUUCCCCGCCAGCGCCCGGGCCCUGGGGGACGCGGUGGUGGCCUUGGGGACAGUGAUGGGGGACAAGGAGGGGACGCAGAAGUUGGAGCGGGUGCUGGAGGCUCUGCCGGGGGACGAGUAGGGACGGGGAGACUGGGAGUGUCCUCCUCGUCGUGGGGGACACCCCGAUGUCCCCUGUCCCACCUGGGGAUACGUGGGGGUUCCUCCUCAUCCUGGGGACACCCCGAUGUCCCCUGUCCCACCUGGGGACACCCGGAGGUUCCUCCUCAUCCUGGGGACACCCCGAUGUCCCCUCUCCAUCCUGUGGACACGCUGAUGUCCCCUGACCCAUUUGGGGACACCUGGAAGUUCCUCCUUGUUCUGGGGUCACCAGGAUGUCCCCUUUCCCAGCUGUCCCCUUCAUAAUCUGAGGUCACCAGGGACAGGGAGGUGACACCAUCCCCUGUCCCCCCCAAUAAACCUCAGGGACAGGCUGA